AUGGGCUUCUCGCUGAUGAAGCUGAUGCAUCCGAGAAUCCUUGUACCUCUUCUUCUCUUCGCGGCUAUCCCUGGAUAUCGCCUCACGGCACAGCCGCCAGCAACAAAGCGGACAAGAACCUUGAAGAUUCGCAUGUUUUGGGUCCGGCACGGCCUCUCCUGUGCCAACAUCCUCCAGUCGAAGUGCACGAAGGAACCUGCCCUCGCGCAGCGGCUCUUCAGCGAGAAACGGCCCGAGCUGGAGGCAGCAGUCCGACGCCACUUCGCCGUGCCCGGCGCACUCAACGGGGGUGCCGCCGAAGAGCUGCGGCUGGGCCAUAACUUCAGCCAAGAGGCCUACAUUGACGACGACUACCAGAUCCACUCCGCCGGAAGAGACAGUUUCACAGGCUUCUAUGAGAUCCACAACGAGGCUGGCGAUCCGGCCCAGGCACCCAAGCUGUGCACCACACGAAUUCGUCGUUUCCGCUCUGACGGCGAACUGCACUCCUGGAUGGGCAAGAAGAGCAAUAAAUGCAAGCAAAGCUGCAAGGCAGAAGCUUGCUGUGGGGGCAUCAUCCCACUGCAUGGUCUCUACCAAGACCCCUUCCUUACGGACUGCGCGGCAUAUCAGUCCCAGGCGGCGGGACUGCAGCUCCUUUCGCAUCUAGCAGAGAUCGGGCAGCCAAAGCUGGACAUGGUCGGUUCAAGCAAUCUCAUGCGGGCAAUGGAGACGGCGUAUAACAUGUUUUUCCUGGGCCCGAAAGGGAAGCCGCAGUUGCAAGCUUUGGUGCCAAAUGCUCUGGUACCUGUACCCUACAUGAUUGAGAAGCAUCAUGGAGAGCAUGGCUUCGUGCAGAUGGACAACCUUCCGUUUCCGUCGGCACAGCAGCUGGACAUGUUGAAGUCCCGGCACGGCAAGAAUUUCACCGAUCUGAUUGACGCCGCUUUCGAGCACCGCGGCUAUCCACGCGAGGAGCAGCAGUGGGAGAAGUUCAAAGCACUGCUCGCGAUGGAAUUGGCACCCAAGCUCCGGCCACAGCUGCUGCAGAGGCCCCCUCCGGAUCCUCGCGAUGCGUUGGAUACGCAGCUGGAGAAGGAGUCCCAUGCCGGGAGUCGUGGCUUGAUGGCCAAGGGCGUGACAUUCAACAGCGCGAUGGAGGAGAGCUACCGACUCGGCGGGGACUUUGCAUGGGAGGAGUACCAGAACGUCUCAGGAGAUCUCCCUGAGGUGAACAUCGCACUUGUCGGCCACAGCCAGACCAUGCUUGAGUAUUGUUUCCGUGAGAAGCCCAACAACAAUGCGGUUUACGAGAAGCUUUUCAUCUUGGAGGUGUCUGAGGACAUCACCGCCGAUCGGCGGGAGUUCGUCAUGAGGGAACUGGCUGCUGAUGGAGUCACACUGGCGAGUGGUGAGAUGGUCGGCUGCAAACAGGUCAUGGAGGUGCCGGCACAGGAGAACGUUUUCGCCACAGCGGCGCACUGGUCAACAGAGAAGAGCACCGUGAUGCGGCGACCUGCACAAAAGGCGCCUGGGACGACACGCCGUUUCUUCACUUCGAUCUCCCUGGUACGACCGAAGGAGCUACACAGUGUGAGAAGCCGUUUGCCGAUCCGAGCAAUUUUGCAUUUCCUUGGAUUCGUGGCUGAUGGCUUCCAACGUUUUGCAAACGGCAUCGUUUGA
Messenger RNA from Symbiodinium sp. CCMP2592, 1662 nucleotides. Lineage: Eukaryota; Dinophyceae; Suessiales; Symbiodiniaceae. The record is from the annotation of a GenBank genome assembly.